Messenger RNA from Fusarium verticillioides 7600, 3245 nucleotides. RefSeq lists its product as hypothetical. Lineage: Eukaryota; Fungi; Ascomycota; Sordariomycetes; Hypocreales; Nectriaceae. The transcript has 2 exons. The record is from RefSeq and is a predicted model, not a curated record. The coding region runs from base 412 to 1092 and encodes 226 amino acids.
AGCCUGGCUACCUUGCGUUACGUUCCGUGGAAAUGGAAUGGAAUGAAAUGAAUGGUUUCGAAUGGUAGGUAGUUAUGAGCAAAAUGAACCGAGGCCUGUCUGCACAGCGAUAAGUCGUUUCCUGUGGUCAAGGUCGACGUCACUCUUCAAGGAUCCCACCCUGUUUCUGGUGUCGCGGGGAACCAUUCAUGAUGGCCCGAUUCGAUUCGCCUCUGAAGACAUAAAAGCACAUGAUGACGAACCUUUGACAGGCUAUCGAGGCUAUUAUAUAGAUUAGACCAGACCAUCAUCACUCAAGAUACAUAAUUGCAUAGAAUCGAAACUCGUAAUGCAAACUAUUCAUUAUCGGCCACAACCCAACAAGUUCAUCGAUCAUUUCCAACACGUCGACAAAACAUCAACUGACAGCCCAUGAUGUUCCCUUCUCCUCAACAUCAGCAUGAUACUACUGCAUCGGCAUCCUUAUCCAGAACUACCAGAUCAUCACAAGACAAACGCAACGAAAAGAACACGGACACUAUUCCAGCUUCAAACCUUCGGCAGCCAGACGAAAUCGAAGAAGCUGAUACGACAGUACCAGUAAAGACGUAUCAACCAAAGCAGAAGCAGAAAAGGGCUGAACCGUCAUCUGGCAGAGAUACCGACGAUGCCGAGAGUGUAUAUCUAUCAUCCGACGAAGAAGACACAUCAGAUGAAGACUCCUCAGACUAUGACUCAGACUCAGAAUGUAGCGUGGAAGAGCUGCCUCCUCGGCAACUGUCGAGGAGAGCAACAGAUCGAGGUGAAAAAACAAACCCUGGGCCACCAUUUACAAUCACUCAGACAAGAAGCGAAACUACUCGCUGGGUAUCAACACAGAACAAUGGAGGCUUGAUGCGAGGGGCCAGAACUGUCAACCAGCAGACAACAUUGCAUGGACACAAUGCCAAUAGACCACAGCAGCAAAGACCGAGCAACAGGAACAGUAUCAGCUUCAACAUGAGCGUCAAUGUUGACAUGUCCUUCAACGGCCUCGUCACAGGCCGAAACCUGGGCUUCACAGGGGGGUCGCUAUCAUAUGCAUGGAGCCGGCGCAACACACAAGGAGGUUGAUGUCUUCUCUUUUCAUGUGGACUGUUUGACUACAGGCGACCAUAUUAUUAUUGACAACUGCGAAGGUGGGAUUUUAGGUGCAAGGCGCUAAACAUUCUGGUGUUGUACAUAGUUGUGAACAUGACAGAUACCAAAGUCAAGUAUCAUGGCAACAAAGCUACUCGAUCAUGUCGAUAUCGUCGGUCGCAGCCUGAGCCUGAGUCUGCGUAGGUGCCUGUGUUUGAGCAGUGGGUGCAAUUUGCUGGUCAGCAGGUUCUGCGGCCUGCGCGUUGUCACCGCCGCCAAAGUAGUCCGCCAUCUCUGCAUCCAGCUCCUCCUGUGUCUUCUUUCCGCGAGGGUUGCCUCGUCCGCCGCGUCCACCCUCCUGAUCUCUGCCUCCAUCUCUGCCAUCGCGUCGAGCUCCAGGGCGACGGCCACCUUGACCGCGGCCCCGACCACCCUGUCGAGGCAUUGGGCUGCGGCGAGGACCCUGACCGGGGACAUAUCUGUCGAUUCCUCUGCGGGCAGCAUCAUCAUCAUCAUACCGGCGAUGGGGGGAAUGGGAUCUUCGUUCCCCCGGACUCGAGAUUCGCUCUGCCAGUGGACGGCCGGGCAUAACGGCGGUAUCAAAUGGGUUUCGCGAGGGUAGCAGAGUCAAUCGAAUUGGUUGGCCUGGUUCCUGUCAGCCGGGUUGCACAAUCCGGCAAGGCUUUUCACUCACCAUUGGCAUUGGCACCGUCAAACUGUUUGACCGCUUCCUGAGCGUCCUCCUUCAGUUCGUACGUCACAUAAGCAGUCCCUUCGGAUCGCCCAGCACGAUCAUACCGUAGCUGAAGGCGAACAACUGGGCCAAUUCUUCGAAAUAGCUCCUAUAUGCCUGUGAGCUGCUGUGUAGUAAUUCCAGCCAUGUCAUCCACCUACAUCCAGGUCUUCCUCAGUGAGGUCAUAGUGAAUGUUGUCAACUCUGAGCUUGGCGCCCUUGGACUCCCUAUUGUACAUAAGGUUAGGGAGCUCGCGAUUGUUGAUAGGUGCGACUCACUGGUCGGGGGAUUCGCGGCGGCGACGAGGAGCAGGAGCUCGACGAUUGUCUGGAUUGCUGUUAAAAUGGCAUCCUGGGCAGGAGAGGGUUUCCAAGAAUUACUGUUCUCUUCGAAUCGGUCAUGGACCCAUUCGCUGUGUACGAUUAGCAAGCGAGAGGAGUAGAAAGGCAGGAUUUUGACUAACCUAUCAAGGUUUCGUGAAUCGUCGCGAGCGGACUGCAAGUGGGAGGGACGCUCUGGUCAGCAAUGGAUUUUCAGAGUGGAAAGCCGUUCAAUCGACAAAAGCCCCGAGCGCCGGAAGGACGAGUUGCGAGGAGGGUUGUACAGGUCGAGUUGGCAUCAUUGGAGGGCGAGGGAAGUCAACCUGCACCGCCGACGUCAACAAAGACUCAAGGAGAAGGCCGAGUUGCCAUCUGAGGAGAAACCAACCUUUCUAACACCAUCGCGAGGGUAGUCAUUACGGGGUUCACGUCGGCGACCUUGACCACGGGAGUUGCGAGGUCGAUUGGCGCGCUGCGAAAAAGAAAAGUCAGCCUAUGCUGGUUGAUGCGAGACGGGGACGCGUUUAUGUCAUGUACUGCAUGCAGGAGACGGUAUGAAAGGAUAGGAGGGAGAUGAGAAAGACGUACAGUAUCAGCGAUGAUCUCAUCAAGACCGCGAUCCAUCUUGUCAACCAUGUUUGCGUAUAUUUGCUGCGAAGCUUGACAGAAUCCGCGACGUAUUUGGUAAGUUGAGGUUGAAAUUUGAGAGGAGAGGCCGUGUUGCUCGACAAAGUUGGGCCAAGGUUGUCUACGCACAUGCGAAGGAUGGAUUGGAUGUCAUGGGUGGGUGCCACAAAUCAAGGCCUCAAGCCACAAUCUGGGCGUUGAAUCGUGGUGGAGCCUCUAUUGUUAGUGCUACAAUACGAGGAAGCAUUCUCAGCUCCGUACAAGUACGAAGUACUUGAUGAUGAUAUCGUUAGGUUUCGGGCCAUCGACUAGGAGGAUUUUCCAAUAGAAUCACUCAACGGACUCGCAAAUAUCUCUGCUAUCCAUUAGUUAUUUAUCAAGUAUCAUACCGUCAGGUUGAUCGGAACAAGAUCAUUGCUGGAGGGCCUCGACGAAGCCGGGCUCUUUUUAAACUUCACUUCACUAG